CUCGUUCAUGCACAUUUCUCUACCAUAUAUUAUAAAUAUACGAAUAUAUGUGUUGAUAAUAUUUAUAUUUCUUCUCUUUCUUCAAAACUAAAAAAAAACUCAGAAGAGAGAUAGAGAGAGACCAAAAAAUGGCGGAUGAAUCUCCAAAGUCUAUCUACGACUUCACCGUCAAGGAUAUCUCAGGUAACGAUGUGAGCUUGAGCCAAUUCAAAGGCAAAACUCUUCUGAUUGUAAACGUUGCCUCCAAAUGUGGUCUGACGGAUGCGAACUACAAGGAACUCAAUGUUCUGUACGAUAAAUACAAGGAACAAGGUUUGGAGAUAUUAGCGUUCCCUUGCAAUCAGUUCUUGGGACAAGAACCAGGAAACAAUGAAGAGAUUCAGCAAACUGUCUGCACAAGGUUCAAAGCUGAAUUCCCCAUCUUUGACAAGGUCGAUGUGAACGGGAAGAACACGGCGCCGUUAUACAAAUACUUGAAAGCAGAGAAAGGAGGUUUACUCAUUGACGCCAUCAAAUGGAACUUCACAAAGUUCUUGGUUUCUCCUGACGGCAAAGUCUCCCAGAGAUAUUCUCCUAGAACCUCUCCUCUUCAAUUCGAGAAAGAUAUUCAAGCAAUGCUGGGACAGGCUUCUUCUUGAAUCAUCCAUCAUCUGAAGUUUCAAGAACGGGUCUUUAUCUAUUUAUUAAACGUUUCUACAUUUGGUCCAAAUGUUUGUUCUUAAGAAUCCAUAACUUUGCAAACUUGUUUUUCUCUUAAUCCGUGUGACCGUGUCUUUAAUAAAAUGUCGUUUCAUUGAUCUGAAAUUAGAAAAG
Eruca vesicaria subsp. sativa (arugula) is the source of this 813-nucleotide messenger RNA. NCBI's taxonomy places the organism in Eukaryota, Viridiplantae, Streptophyta, Magnoliopsida, Brassicales, Brassicaceae. The record is from the annotation of a GenBank genome assembly.